Rosa rugosa (rugosa rose) is the source of this 1685-nucleotide messenger RNA. Its product is annotated as protein NCA1. NCBI's taxonomy places the organism in Eukaryota, Viridiplantae, Streptophyta, Magnoliopsida, Rosales, Rosaceae. The record is from RefSeq and is a predicted model, not a curated record. Gene Ontology annotation, biological process: protein ubiquitination. The coding region runs from base 91 to 1137 and encodes 348 amino acids. Gene Ontology annotation, molecular function: ubiquitin protein ligase activity; protein binding. The transcript has 7 exons.
UCUUAUAUCAUACGGCGUCGUAUCCGCAAUCCUUUAUAUCUUAUAUCAAAUCCAAAAGGGGAAGGGAAGGAUUGGAAGAAGAAGAAGAAGAUGAGACCGGUGUGUCCGUUCGUGAAAGCCGCUCGACCGGCGGAGCCAAUCAAGAAAGAGAAAGAGCCGUCGUCGGCGGCGGCGGCGACAGUCUCCCCAAAAUGCCCCUUGGGUUACGAUUCGCAGACCUUCAAGCUGGGCCCUCUGAGCUGCAUGAUAUGCCAAGCCCUUCUCUUCGACUCUGCUCAAUGCGUCCCUUGUUCUCAUUCCUUCUGCAAAGUCUGUGUGUCGAGAUUUAAGGACUGCCCGCUGUGUGGAGCUGACAUUGAGAAGACGGAACCCAGUUCCGAGCUCCAGGGUUUGGUGGAUCGCUUCAUCGAGGGGCAUGCCAGAAUCAAGAGGUCUCAUAAUGCAGAGGAGGACACUAAUACUAAUACUAAUACUAAUAGUGAGAGCCAUAAUAAGAGAGUGAUUUAUGAAGACGUGUCUUUGGAGAGAGGUGCUUUCUUGGUGCAACAAGCUAUGAGGGCAUUCCGAGCCCAGAAUAUAGAAAGUGCCAAAUCAAGGCUCAGUCUCUGUGCAGAAGAUAUCAGGGGUCAGUUGGAAACCAUGGGUAACACUUCAGAGUUGUGUUCUCAGCUAGGAGCCGUUCUCGGAAUGCUUGGCGACUGCUGUCGAGCAACAGGAGAUGCUAGUUCUGCAGUCAAUUAUUUUGAAGAGAGCGUUGAAUUUCUUUCAAAACUGCCAGGAAAUGAUCAGGAGAUAACACAUACACUCUCUAUCUCACUUAAUAAAAUUGGAGAUCUUAAAUACUAUGAUGGAGACCUGCAAGCUGCAAGAUCUUACUACUUCAAGUCACUGAAUGUUCGACGCGAUGCUGUCAAGCAUGAUCCAAAUCCUAAAUCCCAGAUUCUGGAUCUAGCUGUUUCAUUUGCAAAAGUCGCUGAUGUUGACAGAAGUCUAGGGAAUGAGGAUGUGGCAAUUAAUGAAUUUCAAGAAGGAAUAAAAUUGUUGGAAUCUUUGACAUUAAAUUCUGAAGACACUGGUCUUGAGCAACGGCGGCUUUCGGUGUUGGAGUUCCUUAAGAAUCAAAUUGUGGAGAAAUAAACCAAAUACAAUAUCUGACUUCAGCUCUCCAACAGAAAGAGAGAACCAGAGGGAGAUAUUGAAUAAAUUAGCUUUGCUUCAGUAAUAAGCUCAGUUAGUACUCGGAUAGCAUGGUCAAUCUGAGGCGCAUCUAGUGUUUUGAGGGAUGGAGAAUGAGGUACUGGGUGCUAUUUGCUCCCAUAUUUCUUCACCGACUGAUGCCUCCUAGUCGUCACUCAUCACCACUCAGUUGUAUAUAAAAGUGUCGUCCCAAUAUUAUUAUUAGCAAGGGCAUUUCCUUUUUUCUGUUCUUUUCCUCCUCACAAUAAUCCACUUCCCAUCUUUGGCUGCAUUUAUUGAACUUUCUUUUGUGGUAGUAGGUACGAAAUUUCUCUUCAGACCGUUUAGACCAUAAUAGUUCCACUUAUUUGUAUAAUCCGAUUUUAUUUCCCUUUUUCUCCUGAUGCGGAUGGUGAACUUAAUGUUGUGAUGGAGCAAUGUUGUAAAAUUGUAUAGAUCAAGUACAUAAUUUUUAAAUUUUAUGUAUUUAUCUAUUUUUGUUUCCUGAA